UAUACCGAAACAAAAAACAAGUAAAAGAAAACAAAGCUAACAGAAAAAAAUACAGAUCAUACUUCAAUAGCUUCUCCAUGGCCACCUCCGUCGAUAACCGCCAUUAUCCCGGCCUCACCUCCGUCAUGAACGCCGGUGUCGUCCGCUCCUUCAAACCUCCUCCCGUUCCUUCUCGCUCAUUCGACAGCCACCACCUUCACCAAAACGUCCAAACCAACGAGAACGCCGACGGUUGCGACUCAAGCGACGACGAGGACGAGAGCCACAACCGCAACGUCUCAUACUACAUGACAAUGGUUCACAAAUCCAACAGCGAUUUAGAACCGUCGAUUCUAGACUCCCGAGACGAAUCCACGGCUGACAACUGGAUCCACCGUAACUCCUCUAUGGUGCGUCUCACCGGAAAACACCCCUUUAACGCCGAAGCUCCUCUCCCUCGCCUUAUGCACCACGGCUUCAUCACUCCCGUCCCUCUCCACUACGUCCGUAACCACGGUCCUGUCCCAAAAGCUGAAUGGUCCGAAUGGACGGUUGAGAUCACCGGGCUCGUCAAACGUCCGAUGAUACUCACCAUGGAACAGCUAAUAUCUGAGUUUUCUAGCCGUGAGUUUCCGGUCACUCUAGUCUGCGCCGGAAACCGCCGGAAAGAGCAGAACAUGGUGAAGCAGACGAUAGGAUUCAACUGGGGCUCCGCUGGAGUCUCCACCUCUCUCUGGAAAGGCGUCCCGCUCAGCGAGAUCCUCCGCCGCUGCGGGGUCUACAGCAGGAGAGGCGGCGCGCUCAACGUCUGCUUCGAAGGAGCGGAGGAUCUUCCAGGAGGCGGCGGGUCAAAAUACGGAACAAGCAUCAAGAAAGAGAUGGCUAUGGAUCCUGCGAGAGACAUUAUAUUAGCGUACAUGCAGAACGGUGAGCUUCUCACACCGGAUCACGGGUUCCCGGUUCGGAUCAUAGUACCCGGUUUCAUCGGCGGGAGGAUGGUUAAGUGGUUGAAGCGUAUCAUCGUCACGCCUCAAGAAUCCGACAGUUACUAUCAUUACAAAGACAACAGAGUUCUUCCUUCUCUUGUCGAUGCUGAGCUGGCAAAUGCAGAAGCUUGGUGGUACAAGCCGGAAUAUAUAAUCAACGAGCUUAAUAUAAACUCAGUGAUAACAACACCUGGUCAUGAAGAGAUUCUGCCUAUUAAUGCGUUUACCACUCAGAAGCCGUACACGUUAAGAGGCUAUGCUUACUCUGGAGGAGGAAAGAAGGUAACGAGAGUGGAGGUGACUCUAGACGGAGGAGAGACGUGGAGUUUGUGUGAGCUUGACCACCAAGAGAAACCGAACAAGUAUGGCAAGUUCUGGUGCUGGUGUUUCUGGUCACUUGACGUUGAGGUUCUUGAUCUUCUUAGCGCUAAAGAGGUAGCGGUUCGAGCCUGGGACGAGUCUUUAAACACCCAGCCUGAUAAACUCAUCUGGAACCUUAUGGGAAUGAUGAACAAUUGCUGGUUCAGGAUCAGAACCAACGUGUGCAAGCCUCACAGAGGAGAGAUAGGGAUUGUUUUCGAACAUCCAACCCGACCCGGAAACCAAUCGGGUGGGUGGAUGGCAAAGGAACGUCAGCUUGAGAUAUCCUCAGAGUCAAACCCUACUUUAAAGAAAUCAGUUUCAUCACCUUUCAUGAACACUGCCUCAAAGAUGUACUCAAUCUCCGAAGUUAGAAAACACACCUCACUCGAAUCUGCAUGGAUCAUUGUUCACGGCCACGUAUACGACUGUACACGUUUCUUGAAAGAUCAUCCAGGAGGCACUGAUUCGAUCCUCAUCAACGCAGGCACGGAUUGCACCGAAGAGUUUGAAGCUAUUCACUCAGACAAAGCCAAGAAGCUCCUUGAAGAUCACCGUAUCGGUGAACUAAUCACCACUGGCUACGACUCUUCCCCUAAUGUCUCUGUCCACGAUGGCUCCAACGUAUCUCCUUUGUUAGCUCCUAUAAAAGAGCUUGCUCCUCCAAAGAACAUUGCAUUGGUCAACCCACGUGAGAAAGUCCCAGUCAGACUCAUCGAGAAGACUUCUAUCUCUCACGAUGUUCGUAGGUUCCGGUUCGCAUUGCCAUCAGAAGACCAGCAGCUUGGUCUACCCGUGGGGAAACACAUUUUCCUCUGUGCCAACAUCAACGAUAAGCUGUGUCUUAGAGCCUAUACUCCGACCAGCACGGUCGACGCCGUUGGACAUAUCGACUUAGUCAUCAAAGUUUACUUCAAAGAUGUUCAUCCAAGAUUCCCCAACGGAGGACUCAUGUCACAACACCUAGACUCGUUAUCAAUCGGUGCGGUUUUAGACAUCAAAGGUCCAUUAGGACACAUCGAAUAUACAGGCAAAGGCAACUUUAUGGUCAACGGUAAACCCAAGUUUGCCAAGAAACUAGCCAUGCUAGCCGGAGGAACAGGCAUCACUCCGAUCUACCAAAUCAUUCAGUCAAUACUAAGUGAUCCAGAGGAUGAAACCGAGAUGUAUGUGGUUUAUGCAAACCGAACCGAGGAUGACAUACUUGUUAGAGAAGAGCUGGAAGGAUGGGCUAAUAAGCAUAAGGAGAGGCUAAAGAUUUGGUACGUUGUUGAAAUCGCAAAAGAAGGUUGGAAUUAUAGCACCGGGUUUAUCACCGAAGAUGUGCUUAGAGAACAUAUCCCGGGAGGUCUAGAAGGUGAAUCGCUUGCGCUGGCGUGUGGACCACCUCCUAUGAUUAAGUUCGCUUUGCAGCCUAAUCUUGAGAAGAUGGGUUACAACGUGGAGGAAGAUCUCCUGAUCUUCUAAUUAAGAAGAAUGGUUCAAAAUUUAUAUAUAUGCAAUAACAAUUAUCGCUUUUGUAAAUACAUUGUUAUUUGGGUGCUUUUGUUUGAGUUUGUAUUCCAAAUGUAUAAUGUAUUGUAUUGUUAUGGUUUAUGUUGUUGUUGAUGAUUAUGAUAAUGAUAAAUGAUGAAAGCAUCACGUAACUCAAAACU
This is a messenger RNA of Raphanus sativus (radish), 2980 nucleotides long. Its product is annotated as nitrate reductase [NADH], clone PBNBR1412. NCBI's taxonomy places the organism in Eukaryota, Viridiplantae, Streptophyta, Magnoliopsida, Brassicales, Brassicaceae. Gene Ontology annotation, biological process: nitric oxide biosynthetic process; nitrate assimilation. Gene Ontology annotation, molecular function: molybdopterin cofactor binding; nitrate reductase (NADPH) activity; molybdenum ion binding. The transcript is spliced from 5 exons. The record is from RefSeq and is a predicted model, not a curated record. The coding region runs from base 78 to 2792 and encodes 904 amino acids.